GAUAUGGCAAAAUUUGCACGGACGUAUGAUUGGUACAAUAGUCCAAAGUCCAUCCCGUCCCAACCCCAAAUCCAAAUACGGGAGAGCUGACGUCACCGCCGGUCACAAAAGAAAUGCACGGCCAAGUCCCCCUUACUUCUCACCAUUUUCCCCCAUGUGCUCCUGGCAGUAGCCGAUUCUUCUCCCGCUUCCUUUAUCCUCGAUCCUCCUUUCCUCCGGCGCACACGUUAGCAGCUUCCCUCCAUGAACCUCCGUGGUCUUCCUCACAUCACCCACUCCUCCGGAGGCGGCGGCGGCGGUCGCGAAGACUGUUGGAGCGAGGGGGCAACCGGUACGCUCAUCGAGGCGUGGGGAGACCGUUAUUUAAGGCUUAACAGAGGGAACCUCCGUCAGAAGGACUGGCAAGAAGUGGCUGACGCCGUUAACUCCCGUCAAAACGGCGCGAAGCCGAGGAAAACCGACGUCCAAUGCAAGAAUCGGAUCGACACGUUGAAGAAGAAAUACAAGCUGGAAAGAGCCAAGCCCCCGCCGUCAAAAUGGCCGUUUUUCAAACGCAUCGACUCCCUCAUCGGCGCUAACGCCUCCGUCAAUAAAAAGCAUUCCGCCGUUACCUUCACAAUCAAACCAAAAGCGACAUCUUUUCUAAAGGGGCCGAGGUCGACGGAGAGCUCGUUUGGCGACGAGGACGGAGACGAGGACGAGGUGAGAAAAGAGCAUCGAGUGGAGGACGUAGGAUUAUCCGAUGGAGCUGCGUGUAGGGAAUUAGCCAGAGCGAUUUUGAAGUUCGGGGAGAUCUAUGAGAGGAUCGAGAGCUCGAAGCAACAGCAGAUGAUGGAGCUUGAGAAACAGAGAAUGGAGUUUACCAAGGAUCUGGAGUUUCAAAGAAUGAACAUGCUUGUAGAUGCUCAGUUGGAGAUGGAGAAAUCGAAGCGGCAAAAGCAUUUGACUCGCUCAGGGAAGAAGCACUAGGAGAUUGUGCCAUACCAUCUGAAAAUAGAAGCUGAGUCUGAUUAUCUUUGUGACUAUGUCCUCUUUCGAUCUCAAUUAACUGAGACAGAAGUCUCUAUCUGUAGAUCCAAUCGCAUCGAAAAUCAAGUGCAUGUGGUGGUCGUAACAUUUCUUGUACAUAAGCAGUUGUUUGCUGCAGGUCCAUCGUAACAUUUCUACUUGUUAUAAUACAAUAAUCUUUAUCAACUUGUUAAGUUUUUGUAUUCUGUAGUUUUAUUGUUAUAAUUGAUAGUUUAAUGUGGAAAAUGGAAGAACUACCUUGUAAGAAGAUAGCUAAUCCUGACUUGAUUAGAAUUCUGUGGAAGUUUGAGCAAUUGGAAAGUUUGUUUGAGCAA
This is a messenger RNA of Theobroma cacao (cacao), 1343 nucleotides long. RefSeq names its product sequence-specific DNA binding transcription factor. The record is from RefSeq and is a predicted model, not a curated record. Gene Ontology annotation, cellular component: nucleus. NCBI's taxonomy places the organism in Eukaryota, Viridiplantae, Streptophyta, Magnoliopsida, Malvales, Malvaceae. Gene Ontology annotation, molecular function: transcription cis-regulatory region binding.